CCUUCAGCUAGAUGAGUCCACUAAAACAUAUGGUCAGCAUCCAAUGUCGAAAACUUACAGAGCUAUUUAUUUUAGGGAUUUAUUUACCGCUACAACACGUCUACUUUCUGGAUGUUAGCCCAAUUUCGUUCAUAGAUUUGCUAAUUGAUGUGAAAUAACAACAAAUUACCCCAUAUAUUUUACUAUAUUCUCCAUAAUUGUUUACACGAACUAUGAUGUGUUUAUCACAUACUGAUUGGAGAGACUCAAUGGUUUAUUUUAAUAUUUACUUAUUAAAUGUGUACUUUAUCGUUCAUUCCAUUUUCUGAAUAUUUUCCAAAGUAAAAAAGUCUUUUUCUGACCAACUGUUACUUACUCAUAUAAUUUUUUUAAAAUAAAGCAAAUAAUAUUCGUAAAAUAUACAGCAACCUCAUUAUCGAGUAUAACGUACACUUAGAUUACGAGAUAAUGAUAUUGAUGAUGUCACAGGUAUUCAGUGUUUGACAACGCUUCUACCAGUAACACCUUCUAAUAUAUUUCGUUCCCACCCAGAGAAAUCAAAAGACAGAGUCGAGGAGAUCGGAAGAGUAUAUUUGGCGAUGACCAAUAUAUCGGAAUUCUCUGAUCUAAUCUGGCUAGCGAUUGCGGUUGAUGUUGAGCACGGCGUUACCACAAGUGAUCUGGUGCGGAUGCCUGACCGAGCGCCUUCAGCUAGAUGAGUCCACUAAAACAUAUGGUCAGCAUCCAAUGUCGAAAACUUACAGUGCUAUUUAUUUUAGGGAUUUAUUUACCGCUACAAUAUAACAGAUAACAUCCGUAAGAGUUCUAGUCUAUAGUGAGUCCUUUGUCAAUAUUUGAUUUUAUGGGACCUAAUGUUACACAUUUUUAUUUAAAAUGUAUCAUUCUGCCUAUUAUUCAUUUAGUUGUAGGAAUAUCAUUUUGAUAUCGAAAUGGAGCACUGACCGUAUUCACCUUUGUUUCUUAAUUCUCUCUGUUUAGUGAAAGCUAAAUUACAGUCUAUUUGUAAGUUUAAUAUCUUUAAGAAUUCUCGAUAAGUAAUGGAACAAAGUUCGGAAGAUACCUGGGAUUCAUAUCUGGAGAUGGGUAUUAAGAAAAGUGAAAAUAUGAUAAUAUUGUAAGAGUUUGAUCCAUGUACACACAUUUAAUUUUGUAACAGCCACAAACUUCAAUAGUAUUGAAACUUAAUUCCAGUAUUUUAUCAUUUCUAAUAGUUAACAGACAAAGUAUGUUGACUGUCAUAAUAAAUAUAAUCUCUGGUUAGUCUGCAUUCAAUGACUAAAGAAACUACUAACUAAAACACUUCAAACUGACAAGGAAAUUACAAAUUAUGUUCUACAAGGCAAUACACAUUUUUCUGUUAUAUUUCUCAUAUUUGUCCCUGUGAAAAAAACAUUUGACCGAAAAAUCAACUUAAUUAAGGUUGGUGGCACGACACAUUGUGAUACUAUUGAACAAUAAAGGCUGAAAAACUACAUUGAAUUUAUUUAGCAUGUGUGUAUUUAAGUAAUUUCAUAGACUUUCCUGAAAUUAUUAUUACAUACUAUAUCAAUUUAGAAUCAAUGCAAAAUAUAAUGUGUUGAGAAUCAGUAUUUUAACACUUAUACAAUGUGUUGGAAUACAGUAUUAUUGAUAAUGACAAAAAGACGACCAUACUCAUUAGGAAUCUUUACACCACAGUAGUAACUACAUAUCAACUGCAUAAAAGUUAAGUAGAACCUUUGCUCGACGAGAUAGAAAGACACGAAACACGAAUAGACAUCUAAGGAAUAGCAUUACCGCUUGAAAAUUCGUUGGCGGCCAUAAAAAUCAGAAUAUUAAGUAAAGAAAUUUAAUAAUAAACACAUUAUUUGCAUAUUUUACUUAAUUGUAGAUCAUUGAUUUUUAAGUCUUUCAUCUCUUAUGCCUGAAAGCUACAAACAAAAUAAAAACAUUACGAAUGAAUUUCGUUCCCAAGAUACGUUGCUGAUGAGCAAACAGCGAGACUUAAUAGUUAACAUUUAUUUAGACUUAUUGUGAGAUAUUGUUUGUUUACUUUCUGCCUAUUUACGCCUGUUACUCCUCGUGGAGGAGCAUAAGACGUCCAUCAGGAUCCUCCAACAUACUCUGUCAUCGGCUGUCCUUCCCAGUUGUUCCCAGUUGCCAUCCAUUCUAUUGAUGGCUGCCUCCGAUUCUCGAUGCAACGUGUUCCUCGGUCUCCCUUCUUUCCUCUUCCAGUCAGCAUUCCAUAUUGUGGAUCACCUCGUGAACACGUUUCAUGAUGUCUGCAAAGUAUAUUCUAUUUCCUCUUCAGUUAGAAGCUGAUUUGUUCUCUACCACAGUGGACUGUUGCUGAUCGUAUGCGGUCAAUGGAUAUUGAGUAUCUUGCGUAGACAACUGUUUAUCAAUACCUGUACAUGUUUGAUGAUGGUUGUUGUAGUUCUGUAAUUUUCAGCCCUGUACAGUAGAACUGUCUUGGCGUUUGUAUCGAAGAUUCUGACUUCUACGUUGGCUGAUAGUUGUUUUGAGUUCUAUAUGUUCUUCUCUCGUAUGAAUGCUGUCCUCAUGCCUUAACAUCUGUAUCCCAUCAUCCUUGUUCAUCAAUGAUGAAAGCCAGAUACUUGGAAGCUUCCACCUCUUCCAGAGCUUCUCCAUCAAGUAUGAUUGAGUUGGUGUUCUCCGUGUUGUAUUCGAGGAUCUUGCCUUUUCCCUUGUGUAUGUUGACUCCCACUGCUUGUGAGUCUGCUGUUACACUGACUAUCUUCACCUGCAUUUGUUGUUGUGUAUGGUAUAGAAGAGUCGGGUUAUCUGCGAAGUUCAAAGAACAGUAAAUCGCUCAUUGAUAAUCUAUAGAUCAAAGCGAAGCUUAUAAUCAGGGGAAUGUUGAUAUACAUAAUCUAAUUACUGAAUAGUUGUACCAUAAGAAUAUAUAGAUAAUAUUAGUCCAUCAAUAGGCCUCAGAAGCUACUCGCAAUUUAAUUUUUGCUAGGAUAUAACACUGUGGACAACAUUAAUGCAACUUCUUGUGUGUCAAGUAUGUUUUUCUUUAUGAUCAAAGUACAGCAACGUCUCUACCGAAGCUAAUCUUUUCUGUCCAGCUUAGGUCCAAUGGGUUUUACUUGUUCCGAGAACCUGCAGGUUGUUUCUCCUCGUUUCUUCAGCUAUUUGAUUGGUCCUCUCUGUCUCCCACAUUAUCCUGACAUUCCAUGUACCUAUAUUAUUCGUUGCUCUGAUUGUUAGAAGGGGUAUCGUCGUCGUGAAGAAUCUUGGUUUUCGCCAUAAAACAUCGUAAUUCUUCUACAGGAAGAUCCGUCAACUCCCAGGACAGAGUUUAAAUGGUAUAAGUGAUUUUUUCUGGAUGGUGUUUUUUACGGGAUGAAGUUGCAGACCCCCUGCCAAACCUUCCUCCUUUAUCCUAACUUGGGACUGGCAUUUACCUCCGAAGGUCUACAGAUGGAGUUAAUGAGCAAUUAUAUUCGGAAUUAAAACUUGAAGUAUUGUCAAUUUAAAUUAUUGUUGUAUCAUAAAACACUUCACUGUGUAUCAUUAUCACAUAUAUGUAUGUGUCUUUCUGAUGUAUAUAAACAAAUACAAUGGUAGAAAUGAAAGGAAAAUUUGUAAAUUCAAUGGGUCCAUUUGAUAUUUGUCAAAAAUUACAUCAACAGCAAAGAACUAAACAAAAUGAUUGUGGUUUUUAUUAGAAUGUGAAUCACAUAGUCAAAUAGUGCACAAAUGUGUAUUACGUGCUGUCUCAACAAAAAUUGAUCAAUUCUGUAUGGCAGAAGAAGAAAAUGUAGAAUGUUCAACUGAUAAUAUUAAUAUAAAUUGUUAUGAUAACAUUAAUAAUAAUAAUAAUAAUAAUAAUAAUCACGUUAGUAACACAGUAAAACAAUCAAAGAAUUCAUUUUAUUUAGGUCGUAUAUCUGCGAAAACAUUGGAUACUUUUGUAAAAUAUAUUUAUCAAUCAGAGAUUACAAUUGAUGAUCUAACUGUAAUUGAAUUGUACAAUGUUGGUGUUUUAUUAAACAUACAAUUUAUUCAAGAUGCAUGUAUUAACUAUUUGAAAACAAGUUUAAAUGAGAAUAAUUGUUUAAUAUUCAUGAGACAAAAUAAUAAUGUAAAUAAUUGUGAAGUAAAUCAAUUAACUAAUGAAUGUAUUAAACAUGCAGCAAAACAUUUUGACAAAAUGUUAGAUAAUCAUGAGACUAUGAACAUUGAACCUAAAGAACUAUUAGCAAUACUAGAACAAGAUGACUUCAAAGUUCAAGAUGAAUGGAAACUUCUGGAAUUUAUACAUAUAUGGAUUAAAAAGGAUUAUGACAAUCGUCACACAUAUAAAGAACAACUAUGUGAGCAUAUACGUUUUCAAUUGAUAGACACAAUGAAGUUACUUGAUAUAUUAGAAAAUCAAGAGAUGAAUAUAUUUCAUUCAUAUGUAAAAAACGCGCUUAUUGAUUUAGGUCAGUUAUCAAGGUCAGUAGCAAUAGCCAAAUGGAAUCGUAAAUCAAAUCAUUCUAUAGACAAAGAGUUGACGUUGACUAAUUUACCGGUAUGCGAUUUGAAUAGUGACUCGCCAAAACAAACUACAGAAAAUACAUCUUUGAUAUGCUUUGGAGGACGAUUAUGUAACAAAAGUUUCUCAUCAAAUAUAACAUGUUAUAAAAUUUUUGAAAUGAAAUCAUUUAUUAAUCAGGAUGAAAAUUUGUGCAAAAAUUAUAAUAUUGAUGAAAAUUAUUCAAAUAAUAAUUAUAUGGAAUCAUGUACAUUUCCUUAUUUAAAACAAAUAAUUUUACCAAAUUUAAAAACUAUGCCUUCUUUAAGAAAAGGUUUUGGGGCUAUCAAUUUAAAUGAUAAAAUUUAUCUUGUUGGUGGAAAACCCAAAUGUUCAAUGAAAACAUCUAAUAUUUACGAUAUUUCAUUAGGUUUAUGGUCUAGUGGACCAAAUUUAAAUAUUGGACGAAGUUGGUAUUCAAUUACGGAAUGUGAUGGUGUGAUGUAUGCUAUAGGAGGUGUCGGAGAAGACGAUCAAAAUUUAUCAUCCGUUGAGAUGUUGGACCCACGAGUAAAUAAGUGGGAAUCAUGUUCGUCAAUGUUGAGACCACGAUUUGGUUGUAGCGUUUGCUCUACCAAUAAUGAAAUUAUAGUUGUUGGUGGGGUCAGCGAUUCAACUAUCGAGAUGUAUGAUAUUACGUCAGGAAAAUGGCAGUUUUUAGCGAAAAUGACUGAAGUACGUGAAGCUUCAAGUGUUUUUAUUCAUAAUGAUUGUGUAUACGUAUGCGGUGGAGCUAAUGAAACUGGUUGUGUAAAUACCACAGAUAUAUUUUCGUUGAAAACUACAAUUUGGAGUAAAGGCAAACCAAUGAUUUUACAUCGGGCAUUUGCUGCUACACGUAUAUGGAAUGAUUAUAUCUUUUUAAUUGGUGGUCGUAACAAUAUGGAACCAUCAAAUUUAAUUCAAACUUACAAUUUAAAAACAAAUGAAUGGGCGGUUUUACCACAAACAUUACCAUAUCUUGUUUCAAAUUGUUGUGCUAUAACCACCAGUUUAUUAUAAACCAUAAAUUUUUUGAAUGUUUAAAGUUCAGAAAAUGAACUGAAACUUUAUUAUUAAUGUGUAAUUUUGUAUUUAAAAAAAGACAAAAAUUUAACUCUGUAUUCAUAUCUAGUUGUAAUAUAAUUUUCAAUAAUUAAUAUGGUUACACAUUACCCAUACUGAAAGGGGGGGUGAGCGUUUCAUCAGUAUCAUGUAGUAAUGAGUAUCGAUUUUCACUAUGUCAUAUGAUUGGCUGACUGACAAAUAUGUAAUGAAGAAGAAAUAAUUUCAUGCCAAAUUAAUGGUGUUUCAUGGAUAGCUGAAGGAUCUAAUGGUUGAACGUUUAAUUUAUUAGAAAUGUUUGGAGUCGCUACAAAUCACUAUCUAUUAGACUGUCUUAGAAUGACUGAUGUCUACUGUCGACUGAUAUCAGUGAUUAAAAUAAUAUAUUUCAUUUAUGUGUGUAUAUGAUAAAGCUUGUAAUGGCUGGUACUAUGUCAAGCACACAUAGGUUAUUUUGGCUUCUGUCCAGACCAAUUUAUUCAUUCUUCUCAAGCUAUAUUUUGACAUCGUCAAUAAUUCACUUAUUAGCCUUGAAUUUUUAUAUGAUCGUAUGUCUUUAAUUGCUCAGCCUAUUCAUUAUGUGUUUGCAUAUAUAUAUGUGUUUGAAUAUAAAUAUUGUCACGCUUUAUCAAAACGAGUUGGUUCAUUCGCAUUCUCCAACGCGCGUAAUUUCGUUCAGUUUCUCUGAUUGUCUUUCUGGAUUGAUUAGUGUAUGACAUAUGUACGUAUUGGAAGUCCAUUCUCGUAUUUGAAUUAUUUAAUCCCAUUAUUAACCAACGUGAUUUAAGUGGAUGAUUAUAUACAACGGUAGCCAGG
Schistosoma haematobium is the source of this 6388-nucleotide messenger RNA. RefSeq names its product Cbl proto-oncoprotein, E3 ubiquitin protein ligase-like 1. The coding region runs from base 3752 to 5530 and encodes 592 amino acids. Lineage: Eukaryota; Metazoa; Platyhelminthes; Trematoda; Strigeidida; Schistosomatidae. Gene Ontology annotation, molecular function: protein binding. The transcript has 10 exons. The record is from RefSeq and is a predicted model, not a curated record.